AUGGGAAGAAAAGGAACCCGCCAAUCACUCUCGCCCUCGGCUCGCCCAAGUCCGCGUAUCCGCACUUCCGUCGUCGUCGUCUUCGUCGCCGGACCACCGCCUCAAUGUCACGACUUCUGGCCAAUUCAGUCGUUGGCCUUCUGUGCCUGUCCAAUUCUGUUGAUGGAUCUGUUAUGGUAUCAGUUACGGUGGCUCUUUCGCUCUGUGCUGCUGCCUAGCGGAUCGGAUUACACACGAGAAUCGCGAGCCGGUCGUCGUCGUCUCAUUUACUCGGCUAACAGUACAGACCUCUCUUACAUGUGGCCCUGUUUGAAUAGGAGUUAG
Molecule: messenger RNA, 324 nt
Organism: Cylicostephanus goldi
Lineage: Eukaryota; Metazoa; Nematoda; Chromadorea; Rhabditida; Strongylidae
Source: the annotation of a GenBank genome assembly